AUAUCCAAAUAUUAGAGGCCAGAGGAUCAUCAAUCCAAUUGAUAUUCUCUCAUCAAUGGAGCAACCUCAACUCCCAAGCGAACUUUCUUCCGUACAAAAGAACCUCCUCCAAAGUGAUGCCCUUCAUGAGUACAUACUGAAGACAAGUGUGUACCCAAGAGAGCACAAACUACUCAAGGGAUUGAGAGAGGAGAACAAGAAACACCCAUGGUCUUUCAUGAGCGUACCCCCUGAAGAGGGGCUUCUCAUUUCUAUGCUACUGAAGCUUAUGAAUGCAAAGAAAACAAUAGAGAUUGGGGUUUACACUGGGUAUUCCCUCCUCACUACUGCUUUGGCUUUGCCAGAGGAUGGAAAGAUAACUGCUAUUGAUCCUGAUAGAAAAGCCUACGAGAUGGGAUUACCUUUUAUUCAAAAAGCAGGGGUGGAACAUAAGAUCGAAUACAUUGAAUCAGAAGCUUUUCAUGUUCUUGAUAAAAUGCUUCACGAGAUGAAAGAAGAAGAACUCUACGACUUUGCAUUUGUCGACGCCGACAAGCACAAUUACAGCGAGUACCACGAGCGACUGCUGAAGCUUGUCAAGGUCGGAGGAGUGAUAGCGUACGACAACACUCUCUGGUUGGGGACCGUAGCAGCGUCAGAGGAGGAGAGCGAGUCCCUCCAUCCGGCGUUAAAGCUGUACAGGGUUCCGUUGGUCGAGCUGAACAAAUCCUUGGCUGCCGAUCCUCGCAUCGAGAUUUCGCAGGUCCCAGUCGGUGACGGCCUCACCAUCUGCAGGCGCCUGUACUGAUCUCUGUUACUGUUGUUGUUUGUGCAAUCAGAGCUACAUGUGGCUUGAAGUUUGGAUUCGUGCUUGUUAAUUCUCUCAAAACAUCUACAGUUUUAUCUAUGUAUUGAAUUAAACAUUUUAUCCUCUCCACUUACCGACUAUUGGAAAAGGAUUUGAAUC
Asparagus officinalis (garden asparagus) is the source of this 946-nucleotide messenger RNA. Its product is annotated as flavonoid 3',5'-methyltransferase-like. Lineage: Eukaryota; Viridiplantae; Streptophyta; Magnoliopsida; Asparagales; Asparagaceae. The record is from RefSeq and is a predicted model, not a curated record. The coding region runs from base 56 to 787 and encodes 243 amino acids. Gene Ontology annotation, molecular function: O-methyltransferase activity; S-adenosylmethionine-dependent methyltransferase activity. The transcript has 5 exons.